Molecule: messenger RNA, 459 nt
Organism: Mucor velutinosus
Lineage: Eukaryota; Fungi; Mucoromycota; Mucoromycetes; Mucorales; Mucoraceae
Exons: 2
Coding region: 1-459 (152 amino acids)
Molecular function (GO): DNA binding
Source: RefSeq, a predicted model, not a curated record
AUGGCCGAUUUACUUGGGGUUCCUUCGCAGCAGAUUCAACGAAUGGGUGGUUGGAACACUGAUACUAUGUCGAACUCCUACCUUAAUUCUCUUCCUCGCCAAUUCAUGCGCGUUAUGGCUGGCUCUGAAAGCGAUGCUAGCUAUUACUUGCCUAGGGCUAUAGAGGAGCCAUGUGACAGAUUGAAGCAGUUGGUGUUUCCCUGGGUUGACUAUUGGUAUGAUCGACAUUCAAGCGGGACAGUUCAUGAAACUUCUGGUUCAGCCGACAAGUUUCUGCUUUUGAUUAAAUGCUUCAAGACGACUUUCUUACAAGACGCAGCUGUGAUGAUGGACGUAAUACCUGAACACCCUAUUUGGAGGCACGAAAUUUUCAGAAACCCACUCUUUCUAGAAUUUCAGAGAAAAGUAAAAGCUCACGUUGAGGAAAAUAUCACUACGGCCCAACUGAUGUUCUCAUGA